UACGUCCAUUCGACGAGAAGUCCUACAAAAUGUCAGGCAACGUUGACUGCGAAUUAUUAAUAAGCGAAGUGCAAAAGCGGCCCUCUUUAUGGGAUACAUCCCACGAGGACUACAAAGACAAACAUAAAAAGAAUUCGGCAUGGGUUGAAGUUUGCGCGUGCUUAAUAGAGAACUUCGCCACGAAAAGUACAGCACUUCAGAAAGUGAUCGUACAAGAUGUGAUGUCAAAAUGGCGUACCAAACGAGAUAAUUAUAUACGAGCAUUAAGAAAACAAGCCCAACAUUACAAAUUCGGUUCGGGCGGCAAAAAGACCAAACUAUAUGUGUACGGAGAGCAACUGUCUUUCCUGUGUAAGAAUAAAGAAUUACGGAAUACCGAAGGUGGUUUCGAUGAACCUCAAUACGAAGAAAGCCAAGACGAUGAGAAAAACGAAGUCGAGAGUGAAGCAGGUGAUGCAGAAAGAAGCGAAGAAAUAGCCAGCCCCUCGCCAAUAAAUAUCGCACGGCCAGGAAAACGCAGAAGGACGGACGUUGAAUGCGCAUUGUUAGAUUUUAUGGAACGUCACAAGAGAACCAAGACUAUAGAGGAAGACGAGGACUUGGCGUUCUUUUAUUCUCUGCUUCCUACCGUUAAAACCCUGGACAUGGAUCAGAAAUUGACAUUUAGAUUACAGACGAUACAACUUUUGCAUACCGUAAGGAAUCCACUCGUCCAGUUUCACCCAAACGUGCACAUCGAGCCACCGCAUUCAAAUCCAACCAUACCGAUUGACCCGUCGUCUUCGAAUCCUUCUAUGACCUUUCACCCAUUCUCAAAUCCGCCCAUAUACAGUCGUGCUUCUGAUUCCGAUUCGAGACCAAUGUCUACAUUAUCAUCUGCUUCGUAUGAAUCGAAAUUUUCACCGCAAGAAGGAACGUCAAACGACUGUACAGCAUCUCUGGGCAAUCGACGCCGAAGGCGAUAAGUUUUACCGUAUUCAUUCCUUCGCCUUGUGUACCGUUUCUUUUUUCUAAUAUAAACACACUUAUUUAGUUCUGAUUGGUACACUGAGCGAAAAAAUUACUAUCGAGGUGAAAUUAAUUACUGGCGGCGUAUGUAAAUAUUUAUCGCUGAACAAAUAUCUUGGUUUCAGCGAAAUUGAUUUUGCGGGAACCGCCAGCAUUGAAAUUUUACUAUAAAUCUAUCAAAUUCUACAUUUGUAGAAAACAAUAUGUGGCCGGACUUAUCUUGCCAUCACCCACCACCAUUUCCUCAGGUUUUACGCUUGUUCUCAUAUUUGAAUCUUGACGUUCCGCGUCAUUAUCCGAAGAUGAAGUAUCAA
Molecule: messenger RNA, 1322 nt
Organism: Orussus abietinus
Lineage: Eukaryota; Metazoa; Arthropoda; Insecta; Hymenoptera; Orussidae
Exons: 2
Coding region: 30-965 (311 amino acids)
Biological process (GO): regulation of transcription by RNA polymerase II
Cellular component (GO): transcription regulator complex; nucleus
Molecular function (GO): DNA binding
Source: RefSeq, a predicted model, not a curated record